AUGGACGCGGUGCCACGUAUGCGGACUCUUUCCAACGAAGCGGCACAAGCCGAUGAACGUGACUUAAGAAUGAAUGUGCAAGUGAUGGGGGAAGAUAUUUCCGCCGAAGAACUUACCGAAGACGCCGGAUGGAAGACCGCUGGAACGCGGCGUUCGAGAACCCGGCACCGCGCGCAGGACUUGCCGCACGACAUCGACGCAAGAACGGACAUGCUCGGUUCAGGCCGGCAAGGUACGAAACCUAAGAAUGUCAAAGGAAAGGUUAUCAAGGCGGGACGCAUGCCCAGACUACCGAAAGAGGAUAUCAAGAUUGUGGUGCGACCACAGGGUGGCCUCGACAUCGUCAAGGUCGGCGCCCCGGCAGUCACCGCCGCCAUCUUCGCGGCUGCCAGUAUGACGGGUGAAGAAAGCGCGGAAGACACGGUCUGUCCGAACUUGCACCAGAACAUCGUCGUCGUCAGCACUCCGAAACGAGCGAACGCGGACCGCUACGCCAGAAUGCGGCAGAUUUACAUCCAAGGGAAACUGCACGAAGUGAAUGUGUACGAAACUGCACCCGAUAAUACAACAAAGGGAGUGAUUCGAGGCAUUCCCAUUGAGGACGGACCCCGAGCGCUGGACGAGAACAUCGUAAACCCGAGAAACCCACUGGCACUGGCCGCCAAACGCAUAGGCAAUACGUCCACGGUAGUCAUCGCGUUCGACGGACUCAAGGUGCCCAAGCUCGUCAGGUACGGUGCAACACUCAUCCCUUGCACUUUAUAUCGCAAGCAAAUCGACAUCUGUUACCAAUGCGGCCGCCUCGGCCACCGUAUGGACGUUUGCCCAAAUCCUGCCAACCGGAUCUGCCGUGGCUGCGGUCUCCGCAACCCAAACCAAGAACACCAAUGCUCGCCCAAGUGUGACCUGUGCGGCGGCGCCCACAUGACCGCCGACAAGGACUGCAAAGCAAGGUACAAGACUCCGUACGUGAUUCGCAGACGACGAUGGGAGCAUCAAUCUGCAAAUAACCAACUGACGCAGCAAGACCUCCCGCCCACCGAGAUGACCAAACCCAGAUCCAAGUCGCGAUCCCGUAGCCGGUCCCGGUCUUGUAGCAGGACAAGGCGCAGCCGCGCUCCGACAAGAUCCAGAUCCACGACGCCGGCUCCCGUAGACAAGGUGAGCUGGGCUGACAAGGUCCGGGGCACUGCGCGAGAGGGGGUCGGUAAAGCACCUACAGUUCCAGAGCAAAAUCAAGCGACCAAUACCGGUAUUGUGGAGGAGCUCAGAAAAGAGAACGCGGUAAUGCGCGAUUUACUCCAAAAGCUAAUGCAAGAGGUGCGAGAACUCAGACGCGAGCGCGCCGCGCCGGAACAGAGCAAACCUAACGAAAAACACCCGGUGCCGGCGAGCAUUCCAGACGCGGGCGCACCGGCUCCGAAAAAACGGGCGAUGCAACCAGAAGCCUACGCGGGAGGCUCCGAGAGCCAGGUACAAGUGGAAAUUAUAGACAUCAAGAAAAUGCUACGCACCAUGCAAAGCACCAUUGAGACACUACACGCAACAGUCCUCGGGCUCGCAAACAGGACCACUAACCUCGAGGGAAACAUGCAGAUGACAAUGAAUCACCCCGUAUUUACGCAACACGGAAACGUUACGGCGAGCAGCGAUGCGGGACCGAGCUCCCAUCAAGGGCAGCCGGGUACCUUAAACCCGCAUCAUGGCCAACGCUAA
Rhipicephalus sanguineus (brown dog tick) is the source of this 1716-nucleotide messenger RNA. RefSeq lists its product as uncharacterized. Lineage: Eukaryota; Metazoa; Arthropoda; Arachnida; Ixodida; Ixodidae. Gene Ontology annotation, molecular function: zinc ion binding; nucleic acid binding. Bases 1 to 1716 code for a protein of 571 amino acids. The transcript has a single exon. The record is from RefSeq and is a predicted model, not a curated record.